Canariomyces notabilis is the source of this 1315-nucleotide messenger RNA. RefSeq names its product kinase-like protein. Gene Ontology annotation, cellular component: cytoplasm; nucleus. Lineage: Eukaryota; Fungi; Ascomycota; Sordariomycetes; Sordariales; Chaetomiaceae. The transcript has 3 exons. The record is from RefSeq and is a predicted model, not a curated record. Gene Ontology annotation, biological process: protein phosphorylation; intracellular signal transduction. The coding region runs from base 350 to 1165 and encodes 271 amino acids. Gene Ontology annotation, molecular function: ATP binding; protein serine/threonine kinase activity.
GGCGUCUUCCGUUGAUAGUGGUGGUGUCGUGAACCUCGCUUCGGACAAAUACGGGCCUUGGGAUAGAGCUCCUUGUCCCUUGCUGUCUGGUACGCCAGUGCGAUGAGUUGACGCAUUCGUUGCUCCGUUGCAGGAAUGUUGGCCUUGUGGAAAUAGUAUCUGACGAUAUUGAUGGUAGACAUGAUGCUAGGCGUCACGGUAUGAGUUGGCCUGGGUAAGCUUUUACUAAAAACCGUUUUUGGCCUCAAGGUCCUUGUCCUUCCACGAUUACAUUGAGGAUGCAAAAGAGGCAUCCGACUGGAGGUUAUUCCAGCUUGACGUUGCUCGGUCUCUGGCCGCUCAGCUGGCCAUGGCCGUUUCCUUUGUCCAUUCGCAGGGCUAUGCCCAUGGCGACCUUCAUCUCGGCAACUGCAUGCUCCAACUACCAUACUCUCUCAGUAAUCCUUCCGUUGAGCAGCUGUACGCCAAGUUUGGAGCCCCCGAACUCGAGCCUAUCGUCCGAAGCGACGGCAAACCCACCUCUUCGACACCCGGGGUUCGUCCAUACGUGGUCAAGCCCAUGUGGCUUGGGAUACCAAGCGACGAACUCACUGCAGGCGAAGCAAAACUUUUGUUGACCGACUUUGGCGUGGCGUUUCGCCCUUCCGAGAAGUCCCGCUUCCAGUCCUACGCACCUCUUGUGGUGCGACCGCCCGAGGCCUUCUUCGAGCCAACCGCACCGCUUUCGUUCGCUUCGGAUAUAUGGAGCCUCGGCUGCUCCAUCUUCGAGAUCCUUGGCCACAGGUCCCUCAUUGACGGGAUCAUCACGCCUCAGGACGAAAUCACAGCGCAACUGGUUCACCUUCAAGGCCAUCCACCAUCCGACUGGUGGGAUAAGUGGGAGCUGCGAUCCAAAUGGUUCGACGAGACGGGCAAGCCGCUCAGCAACGAGCGGGACAUGUGGUCGUGGGAUAGGCGGUUUGACGAAUGGGUAAACGGGUUGAGGCCGUCUUGCGGCACCGACAUGGUCAAGGACGACGAGAAGGCUGCCUUGUUAGAACUGUUACGCUGGAUGCUCGCUUGGAAACCUGCCGACCGCCCCAGAGCGGUUGAUGUACUAGAAACGGCUUGGAUGAAGCACUGGGCCUUGCCAGCGUACGCGAAGGGCCGGAAGGCUUGGAAAUGACGCACCUGCACAGAAAUGCUGUGGCAGCGACAAGGCCGGUACUGCGCAUGUGGCGGUACGCUCAAACAAAAUGGUUAGCCAGCAACUACAACAACCCGUACCCCAAGAAACAUGAAUUUCCUUGAAGUUCCUAGGAAGCGAAUAGGGCUG